CUCUGUCGUCUUCAGCAUCCUCACUCAGACCGACACUGAGAAAGAAGAAGAGAAGAUAAUCCUCCAGCAGGUUAUUAUCAACUGAGACGUCUGCAUCAUCUCCAUCAUGAAGACUCUGACUGUGACUGCACUUCUCUGUGCCGUGAUGGCGCUGACCACCGCUGCUACUCUUUCAGAGGUGAAGGAUGUACAGGAAGCUCUGGAAAAACCUGGAGAACAUCAAGUCGUUGAGAGGUCAACAUGUUGUCCUGAUGGUUGGAGAAUGAUCAAUGGUCGCUGUUUCCUCUACGUCAAACAACUCAUGAAUUGGGCUCAAGCUGAGAGAAACUGCCAGUCCAUGGGUGCAAACCUUGCCUCUGUACAUCAAGCUCUGGAGCAGGAUGAGAUUCAAAGGAUGGUCACAGAUAUAACUAAUGGACAUCCAGACACGUGGAUCGGAGGAUCUGAUGCUGAAAUGGAGGGUGUUUGGCUCUGGAGUGAUGGUACCCCUUUCAGAUUUUCCUACUGGUGCAGCGGAGAGCCGAAUAACCAGGGCAAUGAGCACUGUUUAGAGAUGAAUUUUGGAGACAAUAAAUGCUGGAAUGACAAAGAGUGUGACACAAACCGUCCGUCUGUCUGUGCCAAGAACAUCUGA
This is a messenger RNA of Centropristis striata (black sea bass), 634 nucleotides long. Its product is annotated as ladderlectin-like. Lineage: Eukaryota; Metazoa; Chordata; Actinopteri; Perciformes; Serranidae. Gene Ontology annotation, molecular function: signaling receptor activity. Bases 107 to 634 code for a protein of 175 amino acids. The transcript has 7 exons. The record is from RefSeq and is a predicted model, not a curated record.